AUGGCUACACAACAAGCAGGUAUAGGAAGUUUAUUAUCAUUAAUUAAAGGCACUAAAAAAUCUAGUGAAAAUAAUAUUUCACAUGUUGUCAAAAAGGAGACAAAAGUAACUGAAAAUAUUUCAAUUAAAUUACCUGAUGUGAAUUAUGAUUUUUCAAAUGAACCAACGCUUAUUGAAUUGGAAAAAGAUUGCUUUAUGGAUAAGGCUAAACUUAAAAGACCUUCGGUUAAAUUUGAUAAUAAUUAUAUUAGAACUGUAAAAUUUAACAAAAAUGGAAAUUAUUUAAUAUCAUCUUCACAGGAUCGUAUACUUAGGCUAUUUUUUUUUGAUAAAAAUUCCAAUCCUAAGAUCAGAUUAGUUCGUGAAAAAGAAUGUGCAGGAUUUAUUUAUGAUGCAUGUUGGAGUAAAACAAAUGAUGUAUUUGCUUUUACUAGUUUUCAAUCUCCAAUUCAUUUAUAUGAUACUAAUGGUGAAUGUAUAAAUACUUUUAAAGGAAUUAAUAAUUUAGACGAAAUGGAUACAGCAAAAUGUGUUUGUUUUACAAAUGAUAGUAAUAAUGUUAUUGCUGGUUACAAAGACAAGAUAAGAAUAUUUGACAUGGAGAAAUCAGGAAAACAGAUAUAUGAUAUUAAUACAUAUAAAAAAUUUAAUGGUGGUCAGAAAGGAAAUUUUACAUGUCUUCGGGUAAAUCCAAUAAAUGAUAAUCUUUUUAUAGGAUCAACAACAGGAGAUGUAAUUGGAGUUUAUUCACUGAGUGAUAAUUCAUGUCAAAUGUUGAUAUCACAUGAAUUUGAUGGAAUUACAUGGAUGGAAUAUUCAAAAGAUGGUCAAUAUAUUUUUAUUGGAGGAAGAAAAGAUGAAGGAAUUUCAUGUUAUGAUACAAGAAUGUUAGGUAUAAAAUUAUAUGAUAUUCCUCGACCUGGUGUACAUAAUCAACGCAUAGAAUUUGAAAUUGAUCCAUCUGGAUCAUUUUUAUUUUCAGGAACAACUUUAGGAAGUUUAAGAAUUACAGAUCUUCGUUCUGGACCAUCUUUUCAAAAUACUAAAGAAUUCAAUAUUUUAUCAACUUCAAUUCCUUCUUUGUCACUUCAUCCAGAAGAAAAUUUUGUUGCACUUGGUCAUGGACAAAGAAUAUUUCCAAGUUCUAUUUUUAUUGAUGAAGAUGACAAUAAUGAGGUAACAGAAAAUAUACCAAUUAAUAAUGGCAUAAGUAUUUAUAAAUUUUAA
Messenger RNA from Strongyloides ratti, 1227 nucleotides. Its product is annotated as Telomerase Cajal body protein 1. Lineage: Eukaryota; Metazoa; Nematoda; Chromadorea; Rhabditida; Strongyloididae. Gene Ontology annotation, molecular function: protein binding. Bases 1 to 1227 code for a protein of 408 amino acids. The transcript has a single exon. The record is from RefSeq and is a predicted model, not a curated record.